Physcomitrium patens is the source of this 2202-nucleotide messenger RNA. The record is from RefSeq and is a predicted model, not a curated record. NCBI's taxonomy places the organism in Eukaryota, Viridiplantae, Streptophyta, Bryopsida, Funariales, Funariaceae.
GCCCCCCCCCCCCCCCCCACCCUUUUCCUUACUUCCAUCGCACUCGUCUCUCCAACGUGUUCCGGAGCAGUUUUUUUGGUGCGGUUUUAGUGCCGUUUUGGUUGGUCUCGUCACAGAAGGCUUAGGGUCGGAGGUUAGAAGGUCGCUUGUUUUUCGCCGUUGCCUUCAUCGCGUUGACUCGCGUUUCAUGGACUGAGGAAGAGGUUGCAACGAGCUCCUCGAGCCUUGCUCUGUCUGCGGUGUUAUAUUUCGUGUUGGUCUCGGGGGUCUCUUUUAUAUUGCAGGUGUACGCAUUGGCGUUCGCACUUAUGUGAGUUUACGUGGCGCUUUGCUGGAGUUGGUGCUAAUCCGUGGAUGGAGUCUUCUUAUGGUUUGCUUAGCCGUUUACUCGUGGACUCUCGGUUUUUUCCUACGAGAGUAUGGCUUGAUUCUGUUAGGAGACGACUUCAGACGGUUUCUGGGCCGGUUUUUUGGUGGAACACCAGGCAUAGCGUGGAAGCCUCGGAGCUAGUCCUCUUUGUCUAAUGUGAAAAUUCAUGAUUAAUAACGAAAUCGCGGAGGCGGUUAUGGAGAUUCGAAAUGAACUCGGCCAGGAGAAGGUCAGAGAAAGUUAGAAAACGGGUUGUGGCAUGCAACGAACGCGUCCAGGAUGGCCAGGGUACAGUAGUGUGCAGCCUGUGCGAGCGCGCAUAGGUCCUACCUUAGUAGAUUCUUUUCCUCCGUCUCUGGGGCUACUUCAAGGUUGCUGUGGAUGAGCGGAGCGUAGGGUUUAGUAUCGGCGCACACAAGUGAAAGUGUGGACAUACGCAAACCGCAGAAGCAGUGGAAGCACCUCGUUUACUCGGACAGAUGAAGAAGAUGCUGGACACGCGCUUCCCUGCUGGGUUUACUCGUUCUGGAAGAUUUCAAGAAUCAGUUGAUAGUAUACUGAAAAUCAAAUGAAUAAUGAAUCGCAUAGACGUUUACAGGCUGUUGCCCACGAGAUGUGGUAGUAAGUUGCCCCAUGUUGAAUGGCGAUUGAAGGUUAGAGCAGGUAAAAGUGACCUAAAGAGAAACGUGUUUACGAUGAGAUAUUAAGCUGCACACACACAUCGCGACAACAUUUUUCCGUGUGCUACUGUAUGCCCAGUAAUCAAUGCCAGCGAGCAACGAAAUCAAUUUAUCUUUGCUCGUCUCAGGCUCGAAUAAAAAAGAUUAUGCAAGCCGAUGAAGAAGUCGGGAAGAUCGCUGUGGCGACACCAGUGUUGAUUUCUAAAGCUUUGGAGAUGUUUCUUCAGAACCUUUGCGACAAAACUUACGAAAUUACUCUCCGGAGGGGCGCUAAAACCAUGAGUUCUAUUCACUUGAAGCAGUGUGUACAGACAAAUAGUGUGUUUGAUUUCCUACAAGAAAUUGUUUCUAAGGUUCCAGAUAUUGGUGCAGAAACUACCGGUGAGGAAAGAAUUAGUGGGAGGAGAAAGCAUUCAGAUGGAGACGAUAGUGAUGAGGAGGUGUUGAAACGACCCAAAUCGGAGGCUCAAUCAACGUCAGGUAGAGGUCGAGGUCGAGGGCGGGGCAGAGGUGGGGGACGAGGAAGAGGAUCUAAUGGGGGUGCUAGUGCACGCUUCGAUGGUGUUGAGAAAGCAGUAGACUCUGAUGAUGCAGAAAUGGAUGCAUGUUCACCAUCCUCCGAUCAUGAGGGCGUAAUUUUAGAUUCCAUAGUUCAUUUUCCUAAACCCAAAGUGGAGGAGGCGGUUAACAGAGAUGCUACUCCCACCUCGUCCGGCCCUGCGAGUAGGUCUUCAAAACUUCAUGGAUUCGAUUUAAAUAUUGAUUUAGAUGAAAAUGGUGAAAUAGCUCCUGCAAUUGAUGAACUAGUUGCCAAGGAAGAGGAAGAACAAGAAUGUGACGGGCCUGGUAAUGAAGCGACCAAGGAAUUGGAUGUACAUAGUGACAAUGUCUUAGGGGGCACAUUACAUAUGCAAGGGAGCGAACUCCAUUCCUCUGUACAUCCCGAUGAGGACGAUUAUGACUGAAGAUGAGGACGGUUAGUUGGGUUGUCCCAACUCAUUUGCUGUUUUUCCCCUUGAAACUGCCAGGUGUUUCUCCUGGCUUUUACCUACUGACAACACUGACUGCUUGUAUCGAAACUUAUGGGGUUGGCUCAGCCCCUGUCGCGUAAAUUUUACAAUUGUAUAUAAAAUACUUCGUCAUUGCAUCUAA